UGUAGUCUCCGCAGUGUGAUUUAAACUUGUUACGGAGUCGGUCGUUCAUCAGCUACAAUGAGUAUUGAGACGUUUGUGUUCUUGGAUAUCAACACCGUUGGUUACAGUGUCAAAGAGAAGAAAGGUGCUAAAAUUACUGAGCUGACAUUGAUGGCAGUGUCACGUAAGGAUAUUAUAACAGCUGAAAGUGGGACUUUACCCCCCUUUGGGAAACUGUCCCUGUUGAUCAACCCACAAAAAGACAUACCAAGUCAAAUAGCGAAAUCGUCAGGAUUAUCGAACGUGUAUUUAACGAAUCAGCCAAUUUUUAGAGACAAAGUGAACACAAUCAAUUCAUUCCUUGAGCUGCCUAAGCCAGUGUGCCUCGUUGCUUGUAAAGGAAACAGAUUCGAUUAUAAAAUAUUAAGAUCGGAGUAUGUGGAAGCCAACGCCCAGCUGCCAGAUGAUCUACUGUGUGUCGAUCCAAUCAGCUUGCUUACUGAAGAAAUUAAAAGUAAGGUUAAAGAAACAACAGCUCCAUCGAGCGCCAAUAAUUCAUUACUGGACACGCAAAGCUUAAACGCCUCAGGGGUCCAGCCCGCUUCCCCAUCAGCCCCUAGCAAUGAAAACCAGCCAGGACCAAGCAACGUCGACGACCUAAAUGACGCUUUCGCUGGUAUGACGACAAACACAACUCCCAAGAAAGAGAGGUAUACCGUACAAAAGAUAUACAAAAGUGUUAUCAACAGAGAGCCAUCGAGAUCCCAGAGGACUGAUGUUACGGCUAUGAUGCUUUUGGAGUGUGUCAUAGCUAUAAAACAUGUAUUCUUACCUUGGGCAGACCAGAACCGAAGACUUAUUAAUAACAUUGAACCAUUUUAAGUAUAAAAAUAGUGUUUAAUUAUUACGAUGACAUAUAAAAUAUAUUUUUAUAAUUAUCUUGAAUAUUUUAAUAAAUUGAUAUUAUUUAA
Molecule: messenger RNA, 950 nt
Organism: Danaus plexippus (monarch butterfly)
Lineage: Eukaryota; Metazoa; Arthropoda; Insecta; Lepidoptera; Nymphalidae
Product: three-prime repair exonuclease 1-like
Exons: 1
Coding region: 58-861 (267 amino acids)
Biological process (GO): DNA catabolic process
Cellular component (GO): cytoplasm
Molecular function (GO): nucleic acid binding; 3'-5'-DNA exonuclease activity
Source: RefSeq, a predicted model, not a curated record